CAGAUCUUUACUGAACUUAAUGAUAAAUUUGACACAUGUAUUUCCGAUAUUAAUUCUAUUUUCACUGAGAAGCUCGACAGAAUCAAUAAUGAUCUUAAUAGUAAACUUACUGCGGAAGCUGAAAAAAACGAGGCACGUGAUGAUGACUUCACUAAGGAGACGCAU
Rhizophagus irregularis DAOM 181602=DAOM 197198 is the source of this 165-nucleotide messenger RNA. The record is from RefSeq and is a predicted model, not a curated record. NCBI's taxonomy places the organism in Eukaryota, Fungi, Glomeromycota, Glomeromycetes, Glomerales, Glomeraceae.